UCAGGACUCCGAGGGGGCCUCGACCAUUCCUUAAAGUGCUUGAGUUCGAGAAUAACCGAGAGGCGGCUCCAGGGUUCGUGUGGGCCAGUCGGCCGAGGGGGGCACUGUGGCAAACCACCCGCGGGGGCUCAGAGAUCCGUGUGCCCCGUGUUCAGCCCCCAGGGCGGCUUCCAUCCCAUCCAUGCCGAGAACAGCUCCAUGAAGCCGAGGGUGGUGACCGUGGUGAAGCCGGGGGGCCACCCCCUCCGCAAGAUCACCCUGCUGCUGAACAGGAGGUCGGUGCAGACCUUCGAGCAGCUGCUGGCCGACAUCUCGGAAGCCCUGGGCUUCCCUCGCUGGAAGAAUGACCGCGUGAGGAAGCUCUACAGCCUGAAGGGCAAGGAAGUCAAGAGCGUGUCGGACUUCUUCCGGGAAGGAGACGCCUUCAUCGCCACGGGAAGGGAGCCGCUGACGCUCAAGAGCAUUCAGGCCGCCAUGGAAGAGCUGGCUACCAGCAAGCCCCGGGCCCUGACUCAGCACAGCUGGGCCCCGUCGCCCAGGCUGAAGAGCAGGCUUUACAGCAAGGCCUUGAAGGCCGAGCAGCACUGUGGGGAUGGGGAGGCUGCCGAGAGCCCGAGUCAGGCCUCCUUCCCCAAGGUGGGCGCCAAGCCCGAGGGCAGAGCCCAGAUCCAGCUGGGCCCCGAGGACAGGUCGAGGAGCAAGAAGUGGGGCCCCGAGCAGCAUGGCAAGGCAGACAGGAAAGCUGGAGCGCAGGAGGGGCCGUCCCCUGGAGAGAGGCAUUGGGACGGCCAGGCCGAGAAGAGCUCCGCCGACCUCCUCCGGUGUGAGAAGUGUAAGCAAGAGAGGGCCCUGCGGCCCGCCGGGCAGCAGCAGCGGCACAGGCUGGCGGAGCUCUCUCUGGGCGGCAGCGAGCUGGACCUGGCCAAGAGCCCCAGGUAUAAGCCCGAAAGGAUGGUGAGGAUGAAGAGCUGCCGGGGGCCCCUGCGGGGGACGUCUCCGGCCGGGGAGGACGUCCGGUGGAAGGGCGAGAGCUGGAGGGACGGUCCCCGGGCCCCCAGCCUGGAGCCGGAAAGACCCGCCAAGGGCCCGGAGAAGAAAGAGAGAAGGGAAGCGGACAUCCGCGAGCAUCCCGAGCCGGCCCCGGCGGCCUCCAGGGCCAAGAAGGAAGCCCCCGAAGCUCUGCCGGGCCCGGACGGUGGGCCGAGGGAGCCAAAGAGAGAGCCGAGGAGCGGCCCCCGAGGGAGACAGAACGGCUGGCUGCUCCGUGAGCCCCCGAGAAGCCCCGACGCCGAGAAGGAAGGGAGGGAGCCCAAGGGCAGCCUCCACGGGGGCGGGGGCAGGCGCGCGGCGCACGGCGAGGGCGUGCCGAGCAGGCCAGACAAGGAGGCGAAGACCAGCGCGGAGGAGCCCAAGCCCGGCCGAGGGGCGGCGGGCAAGAAGCCGAGGCUGGCCGACUUCCCCAGGGCCGACGUGGAGGCCCAUUACGAGCUGGGCAAGGUCAUCGGGGACGGCAACUUCGCCGUGGUGAAGGAGUGCCGGCACGUGGCCACCCGGCGGGAUUACGCCGUGAAGAUCAUCGACAAGGCCAAGCUGAAGGGCAAGGAGGACAUCGUGGACAGCGAGAUCGCCAUCAUCCAGAGGCUCUGCCACCCCAACAUAGUGCAGCUGCACGAGGUGUACGAGACGGCCUCCGAGAUCUUCCUGAUCCUCGAGUACGUGCGCGGCGGGGACCUCUUUGACGCCAUCCUGGAGCACGUGAAGUUCAGCGAGCGCGAGGCGGCGGCCAUGGUCACGGACCUGUGCGAGGCCCUGGUGCACAUGCACGAGCAGAGCAUCGUCCACCGGGACCUCAAGCCCGAAAACCUCCUG
This is a messenger RNA of Gracilinanus agilis (Agile Gracile Mouse Opossum), 1869 nucleotides long. RefSeq names its product doublecortin like kinase 3 (gene DCLK3). Gene Ontology annotation, molecular function: ATP binding; protein kinase activity. The record is from RefSeq and is a predicted model, not a curated record. The annotation marks the transcript as partial. Gene Ontology annotation, biological process: intracellular signal transduction; protein phosphorylation. Lineage: Eukaryota; Metazoa; Chordata; Mammalia; Didelphimorphia; Didelphidae. The transcript has a single exon.